Molecule: messenger RNA, 795 nt
Organism: Lucilia sericata (common green bottle fly)
Lineage: Eukaryota; Metazoa; Arthropoda; Insecta; Diptera; Calliphoridae
Product: piggyBac transposable element-derived protein 1-like
Exons: 1
Coding region: 1-795 (264 amino acids)
Source: RefSeq, a predicted model, not a curated record
AUGUAUGUAAUGGGUAAGCGUGGUGAGGAAGUUCGUUAUGUACCAACAGACAUUAAAAGAUUCUACGGAUGUUCAAUUAUAAUGGGCUGCCUUGGUUAUCCAGCCAUAAGAAUGUACUGGUCAAAUGAAUGCAAGAUUCCUGCCAUAUUCAACUCUAUGUCCCGAGACAAAUUCUUGCAACUUCGAUCAGACAUACAUUUUCAAGAUUACUCUGCACCAAACCCAACAAACAAACUUUGGAGAGUUCAAUUAGUCAUUGAUACGGUAAGAAAGCGGUGUAAUGAACUAGCUACUGAUAUAACAAACAAUUCAAUUGACGAACAAAUGAUGUCGUAUACGGGAAGAUGCCCUGCUCGUCAGGUAAUCAGAUCUAAACCACGAACUGUUGGAUUGAAAAAUCUAGUAUGUGCAACUUCCCGUGGAGUUGUAGUCGAUUUUGAAGUGUUUCAAGGAGCAGGAACAUUUGAAGAUUGUGGCCUUGGACAUGGACCAUCAAUAGUUAUUAGGUUAGUGAAAAACUUACCAAAGGGCAGUCAUAUUUAUUUCGACCGAUUUUUUACAACAACCCCACUCAUAGAAGCCUUACAUCAAAUGGGUUUUCUAGGAACAGGAACAAUUAUGGCUAAUAGAAUACCUAAAAGUGUAAAAUUUCCUUUAGACAAAGACAUGAAGCGAAGUGACAUUUCUCAAUUUGCAAACUCCAAUGUAGCCGUUGUGAAGUGGAUGGACACCAAAGCCGUAAUUGUUGCUUCUAGUGCAACCGGAAAAGAUCCUAUAGGUGAAAUAAAAAUUUAA